Messenger RNA from Penaeus monodon (black tiger shrimp), 666 nucleotides. Its product is annotated as serine/threonine-protein kinase PLK2-like. Gene Ontology annotation, molecular function: protein binding; protein serine/threonine kinase activity. NCBI's taxonomy places the organism in Eukaryota, Metazoa, Arthropoda, Malacostraca, Decapoda, Penaeidae. Gene Ontology annotation, biological process: mitotic cell cycle; regulation of cytokinesis. Gene Ontology annotation, cellular component: centrosome; spindle pole; cytoplasm. The record is from RefSeq and is a predicted model, not a curated record.
CGUCUUCUUCAAUGAUCUCACAAGGAUUAGCAUUAGUACAGACAAGAGUCGUGUUGAGUUCACAGACUCAGCAGGUAGACUGACUGUACAACAAGCUGGAGCUUUGCCAGCUUGGCUGCAGGAACGCUAUCAGCUUUUGCGCUAUUUUGCAACUUAUAUGGAGGAGAAUCUUACUGAAGCUGGUGAUGCUCGUUCUGCAAGAGCAGCAACUUCCAGAACCUCGAUUAUCCCACAUGUGCGCCGUUGGGAUCGAACACCAAAGUCCAUCAUUAUGCAGCUUAGCAAUGGAACUUUCCAGAUUAACUUCUUCAAGGACCAUACCAAAAUUGUAAUUGCUGGUGAUCGCACAGAUGUCAGUGUAAUGUUUAUCAGCAGUGACAGACAGUCCUUCACCUAUCGUCUUACCCAGAUUGCAGAGCUUGGCUGUGAUGCAAUGGUGCGAGAGCGUUUAGUGUAUGCACUCUCGUGCCUUAGGCAGUAUGCAGAAUUGGAUGGAGAAGAGGUUUGAAGAACAGCAAAGACUAGUUCUAGAGAUAUUUUUAAAUAUUUGUUGGAAACUAGAGUGAUUUAAAUUCUCAUGGACCACAUUGGAAAAGUAUCAUGUUCCAAGGACUGCAUCUUGGAAGUACAGAGUGACACUGCGUUACUGGUGAUGGUAUUGGAGGG